GCUCCGCUCGGGGCUCUGCAGGCUGUGCCCCGCCUGUGCCCCCUGCGGAAGCUGUGGAGCUCGCAUCUGGCCGAGGGUCCGCUCUGCGCGCGGGGUGGUAACAGCCCUCCUGAACCGUCGGCCUUACUGGGGGGAACAGCACCGGGCACUGACCCGAUGGUAACUGCCAUUGAUUGUAGUCUCCCACGUUUUAAGACCUGCCGGAUGACUGUUUUCUAAAUUAGAAGUCAAUACGCUUGAAGGGUUGACGAGCCGGGGUUAGACUACUAGGAAGAGUGAACACCUGACGCUCAGAGAGGAUACUAACGUGCAUCGGGGCUGUGCACGUGGGUACAGGAGCGUCACCCGGUGAGGCUGCUACACGACACGCCUGAAACUGUUCGGUUGGAAAGAAGUCAGUAUAUGUUUAUCUGGGAGGAAAGGACCUGAGGUCUUAGAAUAUGUUAGGAGUUAGAACUUUGGAAACGGAAUUGAGUUAGCUGUGCAGAGAUGUACUUGGAGAGCAAACUGAGGACGGAUCUCCUGGAAUUUCUGAUGAAUAAUACUGCAGCCAGCCCAAUGUCUACUGCUACUUCAAGUAGUGGAAGAAGUACAGGGAAGUCCAUAAGCUUUGCAGCAGAGUUACAGAGUAUGAUGUUUUCCUUAGGUGAUGCUAGGAGGCCUCUUCAUGAAACAGCAGUUUUGGUAGAAGAUGUGGUACACACACAGUUAAUUAAUCUGUUACAGCAAGCUGCUGAAGUUUCUCAGCUUCGGGGAGCAAGAGUAAUCUCUGCUGAAGAUCUUCUGUUUUUGAUGCGCAAAGAUAAGAAAAAACUUAGAAGACUACUAAAGUACAUGUUUUUCCGAGACUACAAAUCCAAGAUCGUCAAGGGCAUAGAUGAAGAUGACCUUCUGGAAGACAAAUUGAGUGGCAGCAGUAAUGCAAACAAAAGACAGAAAAUCGCCCAAGAUUUUCUCAACUCUAUUGACCAAACAGGAGAACUCCUGGCAAUGUUUGAAGAUGAUGAGAUUGAUGAAGUUAAACAAGAAAGAAUGGAGAGAGCAGAAAGACAGACUCGAAUUAUGGAUUCAGCUCAAUAUGCAGAAUUCUGUGAAAGUCGACAAUUAAGUUUCUCCAAAAAAGCCUCCAAAUUUCGAGACUGGUUGGACUGCAGCAGUAUGGAGAUAAAACCCAAUGUUGUCGCAAUGGAAAUUUUAGCAUAUCUAGCAUAUGAAACUGUGGCACAGUUAGUGGACCUUGCUCUUCUUGUGAGACAGGACAUGGUAACCAAGGCAGGAGACCCCUUUAGCCAUGCCAUUUCUGCAACCUUCAUUCAGUAUCACAACUCUGCUGAGGGGUCUUGCAUGAAGUCCUACCCAGAAUCUCCUGAGAACACACCUCCUCCUACACCAACAGCUCCAUCAGCUGGAUCACAGCACUCAGGGAAAACUGCAUCAGGAUCCCUGGGGAAUGGGAGUGCUGGACAAGACUCAGCUAAAACCAAACAAAGGAAAAGAAAAAAGAGCACUGCGGCCUGUGGUGUUGAGGCUCACAGCGAUGCCAUCCAGCCCUGCCACAUCAGAGAGGCCGUCCGACGCUACGGCCACAAGAUUGGCCCCCUUUCCCCAUUCACAAGUGCCUACCGCAGGAAUGGGAUGGCUUUUCUGGCCUGCUGAUGGGACUGUGACUGUAACAACAGGAAAGGCAAUGUUAUAUUAAGGUGAUUUCUGUUCCCCUCUUUGGACAAAAUAAAAUACAAGUUUACCUUCUCUGCA
Nyctereutes procyonoides (raccoon dog) is the source of this 1755-nucleotide messenger RNA. RefSeq names its product SPT3 homolog, SAGA and STAGA complex component (gene SUPT3H). NCBI's taxonomy places the organism in Eukaryota, Metazoa, Chordata, Mammalia, Carnivora, Canidae. The transcript has 12 exons. Gene Ontology annotation, biological process: transcription by RNA polymerase II. Gene Ontology annotation, molecular function: transcription coactivator activity; protein heterodimerization activity. The coding region runs from base 490 to 1656 and encodes 388 amino acids. The record is from RefSeq and is a predicted model, not a curated record.